Messenger RNA from Mercurialis annua (annual mercury), 1664 nucleotides. RefSeq names its product tubulin beta chain. Lineage: Eukaryota; Viridiplantae; Streptophyta; Magnoliopsida; Malpighiales; Euphorbiaceae. Gene Ontology annotation, molecular function: GTPase activity; structural constituent of cytoskeleton; GTP binding. The record is from RefSeq and is a predicted model, not a curated record. The transcript is spliced from 3 exons. Gene Ontology annotation, cellular component: microtubule; cytoplasm. Gene Ontology annotation, biological process: microtubule cytoskeleton organization; mitotic cell cycle. The coding region runs from base 82 to 1413 and encodes 443 amino acids.
CAUCUACUACUAUUUAUUCCUCCAUUUUCAUUUUUCCCUCACUUUCUCAAGAAAACAAAACCCCCCAAAUUUCCCGAGAAAAUGAGAGAAAUUCUCCACAUCCAAGGCGGGCAAUGCGGGAACCAAAUCGGAGCUAAAUUCUGGGAAGUGAUCUGCGACGAGCAUGGAAUAGACAACACAGGAAGAUACAAUGGAGACGCAGAUCUUCAACUCGAAAGAAUCAACGUCUAUUACAAUGAAGCAAGUGGCGGUAGAUACGUGCCACGUGCUGUUCUUAUGGAUCUGGAACCUGGUACUAUGGAUUCGGUUAGAUCUGGUCCGUUCGGUCAGAUAUUUAGACCGGAUAAUUUUGUGUUUGGUCAAUCUGGGGCUGGUAAUAAUUGGGCUAAAGGACAUUAUACUGAAGGAGCUGAAUUGAUUGACUCUGUUCUUGAUGUUGUUAGGAAAGAAGCUGAGAAUUGUGAUUGUUUGCAAGGAUUUCAAGUAUGUCACUCAUUGGGUGGAGGCACUGGUUCCGGCAUGGGAACUCUUCUUAUUUCCAAAAUCAGAGAGGAGUAUCCAGAUCGGAUGAUGUUGACAUUUUCUGUCUUUCCUUCUCCUAAGGUGUCCGAUACAGUUGUUGAGCCGUAUAAUGCCACCCUUUCUGUUCAUCAGCUUGUUGAAAAUGCUGAUGAAUGUAUGGUUUUGGAUAAUGAAGCCUUAUAUGACAUCUGUUUCCGAACGCUGAAGCUGGCCACUCCAACUUUUGGUGAUCUUAACCACCUUAUAUCUGCUACCAUGAGCGGUGUUACCUGCUGCCUUCGUUUUCCCGGACAACUGAACUCUGAUCUGAGGAAGCUUGCGGUUAACCUUAUCCCGUUUCCUCGUCUUCACUUCUUUAUGGUUGGAUUUGCGCCCCUGACUUCCAGAGGCUCACAGCAAUACCGGGCUCUGACUGUGCCUGAGCUGACCCAACAGAUGUGGGAUGCCAAGAACAUGAUGUGCGCAGCUGACCCACGUCAUGGCCGAUAUUUAACUGCUUCAGCCAUGUUCCGAGGUAAGAUGAGCACAAAAGAAGUCGACGAGCAAAUGAUAAAUGUACAGAACAAAAACUCUUCAUAUUUUGUCGAGUGGAUCCCCAACAAUGUCAAGUCCAGCGUUUGCGAUAUCCCACCAAAGGGUCUCAAGUUGGCAUCUACUUUUAUCGGGAAUUCAACUUCCAUUCAGGAGAUGUUCAGACGUGUCAGCGAGCAAUUCACAGCUAUGUUUAGGCGCAAGGCUUUCUUGCAUUGGUACACCGGUGAAGGUAUGGACGAAAUGGAAUUCACCGAGGCGGAGAGUAACAUGAAUGAUCUGGUAGCCGAGUAUCAGCAGUAUCAGGAUGCAACUGCUGAUGAGGUAGAGUACGAGGACGAUGAAGAGGAAGAAGCUUGAUUGAACUGUUUGAUUACUCAGUAUGUGUAUAGUUUAUAUCUUACUGGCUCUAUUUUGCGAGUGAUUAUGAUUGGUGUCUCUGAUCUAAAGAGACCUAGUAAAUUGUUAUGAUUUAUUGAUAUGUAUGGGUUGUGGGUCCUUGUACCAUAGAUGGUAAUUUGUGAUCAAUUUUUGCUUGAAAUUGCAGUGAUGUAUGUGUAUAUCUAGUAGAUGAAAAUAUGAAUCGGAAGUGUCCAUGUUGAUUUUGUAAA